GUGCCGUGGUGGGACGGGACCGGCCAUGAGCCGGCAGUGUGUGUGGCGGCGAGCGGAGCCGGCCUGGGUCCCGGGGAGGAGGGGAAGCGGCGAUCUCUGGUCAGCGGGCGUGUGUACGCGUCUGUGAGAAAGAGGGAGAGGGAGCGGGAGGCGGCCUUACCCCCUCCCCCCCCCCCCUCCUCCUCCUCUACCUCUCCCCAGUCUCCGGCGGUGGGCUUCCCGAUGACUGCGUGGCUGAUCCUGCCCGUCAGCCUGUCCGCCUUCUCCAUCACCGGCAUAUGGAUCGUAUACGCAAUGGCAGUGAUGAACCACCACGUGUGUCCUGUGGAGAACUGGUCGUAUAACGAGUCCUGCUCAGAGGAGACCUCAAAGCGCGACUAUCCCAAACGCUGCUGCACCGUCCAGGAUAUUCCGUUGGUCAGUAAGUGUGGCUCGUCCCCUCCUGAAAGCUGCCUCUUCAGUUUAAUUGGGAACGUGGGGGCUUUUAUGGUGGUUGUGAUCUGCAUUCUACGCUACGGCCAGAUUCUGGAGCGAUGCCACCCCAUGUGGAUCAACACGGGCGCCCUGGUCACCGGCUGUGUUAAUGCAGUCGGCCUGAUCAUGGUCGGAAAUUUCCAAGUUGACCACGUCAAAAGCUUGCACUACAUUGGUGCCGGAGUGGCCUUUCCCGCGGGAAUGGUCUUUGUCUGCCUACAGUGCAUCCUGACGUACAGAGUCGCGUUAUCACUUCUGGAUCACUGGAUAGGCCACAUCAGGGUUAUCCUCACCAUCCUGGCCUUAAUCUCUCUCGUCCUCAGUGGCAUCUUCUUCAUCAACGAGAGCUCAAUGUUCCAACAUGCCGCUGCCGUCUGCGAGUGGAUUUUCACCGUCGAUGUUCUGAUCUUUUACGGGACCUUCUCCUUCGACUUUGCCUCUGUCACCAACGAGACCGUGCUGGCUAUUAUGAGGAGGGGGAAGAGCAAGGCGUCAAAAUCCCCAGGCAGCAGCGCGUCUGCCCACCUGAACAGUAACCCAGAGAGCAUUGCCAUGAUUUGACCACUGCUGAGUCCGGUGCCACGCCGCCACCUUCCCUGAGUCGGGGCUGCACACACGCUCUGAGGUAAAAUGUGAACAGACGGCUGUGUAUCCUGCACCUCUCCCCCACCUUUAUCUGUUCCCAACAUGACUACCUUUGGUGCUACAGAAGAGUCCUGAAAUGAGAGGCUUGUGGUCAAGUCGUGCCCUUAAUUUGGACGCACCCGGGAAUUGCCCAACUCUACAAUAGGGAGCCUAUGGUUUCCUUCUGCCUUGGCGCCACCAAUCCGCGCCAAUCCUGUGCGCCCUGCCCUCUUGUGGUAGGAGUUGCACUGCUGGGUCGAAAGUUUGCCAUUCUUGCUUCGGAGUCUGGGUGAGGGCAACGUGGCGUUCCUUUGCAACUCCUCACCCGCUCCAUGCGGCAGAAGCGACCCGUCGAUGGGCUCCCCUGCACAGCUGCUUCAGAAAGAAUAGACCUUCAGUGGUUGGACAGACCUGGGAGCAACACGUCCUCAGGCUUCGUGAGUUCCGGAUUUAUUUAUAUUUUAAGAAGAAAAGGGAAGCACUUGUUUUACUAUGGGAUUUUUUUUUAAGCAAACCUUUAUAAAUUCUUCUGUCUUGACAUCUUGUCUUUUCACUGGGUUUCCACAGAGGAAAUACUCAACACUGCUGUGGAAAUUAACCCGUGUUGGAGCCUUGCAAUGAGUCACCAACUUCACACAAAAAUCAUGCAUCAGAAGUUUUGUUUGUUUUCUAAAAUAAACUUAUUUUUAAAUGUU
Stegostoma tigrinum is the source of this 1793-nucleotide messenger RNA. Its product is annotated as transmembrane protein 150A-like. Gene Ontology annotation, biological process: protein localization to plasma membrane. The transcript is spliced from 7 exons. The record is from RefSeq and is a predicted model, not a curated record. Lineage: Eukaryota; Metazoa; Chordata; Chondrichthyes; Orectolobiformes; Stegostomatidae. The coding region runs from base 223 to 1035 and encodes 270 amino acids.